CCAAACAAGUCCUUUUUUGCUUAUCUAAUAACUCUGUCCUUCCACUUAAAGAAACAGAAAGCUAAAUGCAAUAAUGUUCAAGUUAAAAGGAGUCACACUAAAGUUGGUGCCAUAGGACUUGCCUUAUUAAAUGCUUCACUUCCCCUCCUUUUCAAUUCAAAAUUCAAAUUUACACCCCUCUUGCCUUUUCUUUCUUAACACUACACUUUCUUCUUUUCAUUUUUCCACUUUUAGUUCAAAUAUUUUCAAGUGAAGGAAAUAUAAUAGAAGCAUGCAGUGAUGGAAACAAUAAAACGGUAGAGAAAACUUUGCUUUGAAAGAAGAAAAAAGAGGGUGUGAAACAGAAAAUGAGUACAGCUAGAUUCAUCAAAUGUGUUACUGUUGGAGAUGGUGCUGUUGGAAAGACUUGUAUGCUUAUCUCUUACACAAGCAAUACAUUCCCUACGGAUUAUGUGCCUACUGUUUUUGAUAAUUUCAGUGCAAAUGUUGUGGUUGAUGGCAGCACAGUUAAUCUUGGAUUAUGGGACACUGCUGGACAAGAGGAUUAUAACAGGCUUAGGCCAUUGAGCUAUAGAGGAGCAGAUGUGUUUUUGUUGGCCUUUUCACUACUCAGCAGAGCCAGCUAUGAGAAUAUAUCUAAAAAGUGGAUUCCUGAACUCAGACAUUAUGCUCCAACUGUACCAAUUGUGCUUGUGGGAACCAAACUUGAUUUGAGGGAAGAUAGGCAGUAUUUGAUUGAUCAUCCAGGAGCUACAGCUAUUACUACUGCCCAGGGUGAAGAGCUGAAGAGGGCAAUUGGUGCAGCUGUGUACUUAGAAUGCAGCUCAAAGACUCAACAGAAUGUGAAGGCUGUGUUUGAUGCUGCAAUCAAGGUUGUUUUGCAGCCUCCUAAGCAAAAGAAAAAAAGAAAGAAGAACAGAUCAUGUAUUUUCCUUUAAUCAGUAUUCAUGUUUGAUGUUUGAUUCACAUCCUUUGACAUUUGAUUUCAUGGUUCAGCCUUUUGAACAAAUGUAUUCCAAACUCUACUACUUUCUUUCAGUUUUCUAGUAAUUUUUUGUUGAUGGGUCCAAAUGAUGUUCCUAUGUUAUAUGUAACUGGAUAUUCAAGGAUAAAUUUUGUGAUAAGAAAUAAUAGAAUUAAUGUUGCACAA
Messenger RNA from Medicago truncatula (barrel medic), 1150 nucleotides. Its product is annotated as rac-like GTP-binding protein RAC2. Lineage: Eukaryota; Viridiplantae; Streptophyta; Magnoliopsida; Fabales; Fabaceae. The transcript has 7 exons. Gene Ontology annotation, molecular function: GTP binding; GTPase activity. Gene Ontology annotation, biological process: small GTPase-mediated signal transduction. The record is from RefSeq and is a predicted model, not a curated record. Bases 348 to 938 code for a protein of 196 amino acids.